AUGACUUCUUUCAGUUGUUAAAGGCAUCUCGGACUGGAAAUUUAUUAGUAUAGGUAAAGUAGAUGAAAGUAAAAUGGGCUUAUGUUGUAAGCAACUCUGCCUCUGCAGGUUGGUAUUCUACUUCGUGCAUAUGGUUACUCAUGGGAUACAACAAUUUUUGUGUCUGGGGGAGAGGUCUUUGGUGGCCAGAAGAAUUUGAUUCCACUACAUGCUAUGUUUGAAAAUGUUGUUGACAGGACCUCCCUAAGCACACCAUGGGAGCUAAAUAAAAUAUAUGGUCGUGAGAGUAUCCUUAUUGACAAACAUCCAAGAACUCUGCCUUCUGUUAAGGAAGAACAGAAACAGAAACAUGACGCAUGGAAAACUAAAGGCCCACGUCCUCGCCCCCUUCCACCACCACCCGCACGGCCCAAAUACCCAUAUAAUAUUGAAGGCUGGUGGGGUUGGGUAGCUGAGAGUGACAAUGAGCCUGAGAGUACAGUUAUGGAGUUGAGGACUAACGCCCACAAACUAUUAUGGGAAGCUAUUGACUACGCAAUCUGUGUGGAAGCUGACGUGUUCAUCGCUGGAUUUGAUCAUGAUGGUAAAGGACAUCCAAAUUUUGCAGGCUUGGUAAUGGGGCACAGACUCUAUCAGUCGGCUGCAUCUAAAACAUACAGACCAGACAGAAAAGAAGUUGUGAAGCUUUUGGAAGAGAUACGAGACCACCUUUAUCAAGCCAACCAUACAUGGAUUAGAUCAGUACGCAGGCAUCUGCGAAGAACCUUACUUGAUGGACUAACAGAAGAUUCCGUGCGAUCAAAGCCACUAUCUUUUCUCUCUUUCCCAGUUCCUGAAUGUUCUUGUAUGAGGCAUGACACUGCUGAAACAUCAUUCCAUGCUUCAAGUCCUUCGGCUCACUCACAACUCCAACUUGCUAUCGGAGUUAUGAACCAUUGCCCUUCUUGGAUGGACAGUGAUGUGAUAUCCCGACCAAGAGACAAGGACAGUGAAGAAGAUCUUGACGAGGAUGAUUCUGCUUCAUCUGGCUUGUUAUUUGGGCAGACUGGAAAAUAUGAAAGUGGAGGUGGAGAUAUAAACAACAAAGAGGAAGCUCCAAUGGAGGAUCAAGAAGAAAUGGAGGGCGGAGAAAGAUGAUGUGAGGCUGAAUUAGAUUGCCAUACGAUAUCUCUUUGGGCGCCCUUAAGCAGAACCGGCCUUUGCUUGUUAGUCAUGUACAUAUGACGUAAGUUACUGAUUUCAGAGAGGUCACUAAUUGUUUAGGAUUCAGUUUUGUUCUAUAGCUAGUCACAGUCAGUAGUUUAAUUGUAGCCCUUCUUGGGAAUAUAGUCCUUCCUGUGAAGCAGUUUUGAUUCAGCCCAAUAUAUAUUUUUGUAGAAUACUGUUCUAGGAAGCAUUCUUACUCUGCCUCAAAUUGAUGUAACAGAGACCCCCAAAAAAAGAAGGUUAUUUGUCUGAUCCACCUGAUUGAAUGAGCAAUAUGUGAUCUUCAAUCAAUUGAACAAGUGAAAGAAAACACUGGGUUUUGUAGUUUGUGAUUGUUAUGAACAAAGAC
Messenger RNA from Ilex paraguariensis (yerba mate), 1555 nucleotides. The record is from the annotation of a GenBank genome assembly. Lineage: Eukaryota; Viridiplantae; Streptophyta; Magnoliopsida; Aquifoliales; Aquifoliaceae.